This is a messenger RNA of Gorilla gorilla gorilla (western lowland gorilla), 1925 nucleotides long. It is a transcript of the gene CEP295NL, whose product is annotated as CEP295 N-terminal like. Gene Ontology annotation, cellular component: centrosome; centriole; cytosol. Gene Ontology annotation, biological process: regulation of centriole replication. The record is from RefSeq and is a predicted model, not a curated record. Lineage: Eukaryota; Metazoa; Chordata; Mammalia; Primates; Hominidae.
AUGUGUCCUGGGUGGUCUAGCUCAGUCAUCUGGAGACACACACAGUUUGCUGUGGAACAGUGUGGCUUCUGUGGCUCCUCAGGCCCGGGGGCGCCCCUUGAACCCUCCACUCUUGGCUCCAAGCACCUUCCCUGGGAAGCUGUAUCUGCUGGGUUCGCAGACAGGAACAGAAACAUGGAUGGAGCCAUGUGGCUGAGCCUCUGUCCUGAUAACGAAGACCUGCUUUGGAGGAAAAAGCACAAAUUGCUACAAGCCCGAGGCAAAGGUGAUCUCGCUCUGCAGAGAAGAGCGGAUGUCAAGCUGUGGAAAAGCUACCAGCUCCAGCGCUUGGCUGAGGAGUUGAGGAGAGGGUGUCAGGAGGCGCAGCACCUGCAUGUCGGUGGCCUGGACAGGCUGCGGUCAGCACGUCUGUUAGGCUGGGGAGGAGGAUGGGCCAGGGAAAAUGAGCCCGACUCGGAGGGGCCCAUCCAGCGAAGAUCAGCCAGGCCCCCAAGGGCCAAGGAGAAGCAUAGAGCAGCCCUUAGUGAAGAGAGGAGUUGCAGGGAAGAGUUGGGCCAGCAACACCCCAGGCACUCCAGGCCCCGGAAGACAGCAGCGAGUCCAGAGAAACCACAGACUACAAAAGCCACGGGUCGGAUGAAUUCUCACCUGGCCCCGCCUGAGAAGAGAAAGGGAAGGCCAGAACCUUCGAGCAAGUCUGGGGGUGGCCGCUGUGCCAUCCACCCUCGGAGGAGCAAAGGAGCCGACCUAGAAAGGUCAAACCCACUCGUGGCUGCUGUGGGAGAAAUCGGGCUUGUGGAGGAAAAAGAGAAAGGAACAGCUCGGGCGGGGAGGAGGCAACUGGGAAAGGGGGCAGUUUGCUUUGUUCCAGCCCUGACCAGUCGCUCUCAGGGACAGAGUCCGGAGGGGAAGCUGAGAGACCUCGGGCAGCUGUGGCCAGCUGAUUCCAGCCGCAGAAGGGAAGCCGUGUCCCCAGCAUCUCAGUGCACGCUGCGGGAGAAGAACAAGUGGCAGAAAGAGCUGGAGUUGGCCUUUGAAGAGUUGUUCAAUAUAAACAGAAAGCUGAAAAAACACCUGCGCUUGUACCUGACACUGAAGCCCAGGAUGGACCAGAGACCUGGGGAAGAGCAUGCCUUCUCAGAGAUGCAAGAGUGUGGCGCUGGGACCCCAAGAGGGAAGCAAAUGGCAGACCCAGAGAUGCUGCCUGCCGGGGAACCCAGGAGCCCAGCAGAGGAGGAGGCGCGGCAGGCAGCGUCCAAGACCGACUUGAAAACGUUAAUGGGCAAGGCCCAGAACCAAAAAUAUCAGGGCACGGUCAAGCCCACGUUUAGAAAUGGAAGUCAAACAUUGUCUCCCGAGGCAGGUAUAUUUAUCAACAAAGAGGACUCGUUAUUGUAUAGCACUGAAUCUGGACAAGAGACCCCCAAACUGGGCACGCUGGCAGAGGGCUCCCUUCAGCUCCACCUUCAAGACCAGGCAGACAGAGUGGGCUCGACGGCAUCCAGGCAAAGGCAGAAAGCAGAGAUGGAGCAGAGAAGACAAAAACAACUGGAAUCGCUUGAACAAAUGGAACACCCAGAUAUGAGCUUGGAAAUCCACUACAAGGCUGAGUUAGAAAAAGAGAGGAGGGAGCAAAGGAGAGCUCGACUGGCCCAUCUGAAGUCCUCCUCCACGAGAGCCCAGGAAAGGGAAAGAGGAUCUGAACUCAGCACCACUUCCCCAUCGGGCACCAGCCUCGCCGACGACGACCGGCACAGUCAGAUGAUCCGAGACCAGCAGCAGCAGAUCUUACAGCAAAACAGGUUGCACAAGCAGUUUCUUGAAGAAGCCAGGAAACGCUUGCGGGAGUUUCAGAACAUAUGCUAAACGCGAGAGACCCACCCGGGGUAAAUACAUCACUGAUAAUGGUGCUGCCAGAACUGGUA